UUUGACGCAGUCGUUUGGAAGCUGUGCACGUGCUUAUAUUUUGGUGACAAUAAGAACUGAGGACAAAAUGGCGACUAACAUUACGUUUCAAGAUGGCGACUUCAAACACCCGUAUUUACUUGCAUUAAUGCGUUGGUGCGUCUCAUCCUUUUGGACGACGGCGACAGUCAUCUUACACAGAAUCAUCACAACGCCCAUCCCACAGAUUAAAGCCCCAAAACCCGUCAAAACCCGACCAGCCAGCUCCGACCACUUACAUCCUGAGCCAAAAGUUGACUGCGUCGUUUUACACUCGCCGGCCGAACCUACCAUCGAUGUCAUAUUUGUCCAUGGACUCUAUGGAUCAUUAGGCAACACUUGGCGACAAGGCGAAUGGACCUCAAAGUACAACAAGCUACCAACGAAAGUAGCUCUACGGCGACCGCACUCCGUACCAACUUGCAAAUGCGCGACCGACCAAUCGAAUUGCUUAGAAAACGCUCCAGAACUUAGUAAAACUGAAAAUAAUGAUUUAAAAAUAUAUGAAAAUAUAAAAAAAGUUUUACCAGAAGACAAUUACUUUACAGAGGAAAAUUUUUACAGUAAUAUUCAAAAUGUUGAUAUGAGUAGUUACCAAACUCAGGCCCAGUUCGUCAAAGAUAUGUUUGAUAAUAACGCGAGAGAAGCGAAGUCGGGUGACUGUAGGUGUAUCGGUGACGAGUGCAAAGGUUGCGGGUGUGUUUGUGACGAGUGCUACUCACCGUGUUGGCCGAGGGAUUGGAUCAAGGUGGAUCAUCCCGGCGCCAGGGUUAUAUCGAUUAAUUAUACAAGUGAUCCGUAUCUUUGGAGACCACUUUGGAUCAGGGAGAUCAAAAGGUUACGACUCUACGAUCGCGCUGACCAGAUGAUAUCACAGCUUUUAGCGCUUGGGGUUGGAGAGAGACCCAUCAUAUGGGUCGGUCAUUCCAAGGGUGGUUUGUUUAUAAAACAAAUAUACUGUGAGGCUCACGAAGCGCAUCUGAAAUUAACGAAACCUGAUCGAAAUACAAUAGAAAAAACCCAGAACUCGAACGAAUGCAAGAACGACAAUCUAAUUAACCAUACGAUAGACAGACAAACAAACGGACAGGGAAACGACUGUGAUAAUAUCUGUGAUACAGAUAUAAUGAAUAACUGUAAUAAUAAUAAUGCUUUAAAUAGUGAUAAUUCAAAUAAUAAUCGUGUUAUUAAUAAUAAUAGUGAAAUAAGUGAAACUGAAGUUGGUGGUGAUGGAAAUUCGGAUGGAAAUGAAGACCAGCUCGUCAAACGAGCUCGUCUCUACACCAACAGCGCUGGCUUCAUGUUCUACUCGGUCCCUCACAGAGGAUCCCCAUUAGCUGAUAUCAAGACACCCAUCACCGCCAGGAGUGUCGAGCUGAUGGAGAUAUGCAAGGACUGCUCGCUGGUCCUGUCGCUGCAGGAGCGCUGGCUGCGGGCGGCGGAAGGCGCGCGGCCCGCCGUGCGCAGCCUGGUGGAGAGCUGCCGGACGCUCAUGUCCGUGCUCUACCUGAGGAUCGUCAGCGUGGACUCCGCUGACCCCGGUAUAGGAUCGCUCUACGGAGUGUCAGUAGACCACCGAGAAAUCUGCAAGCCUUCCAGCCGAAAAUGUCUGCUCUACCGAGAACUGAUGACAUUAAUGGACGCCGCGCUUAAUAGACAAAACAAAACAGAUAAUAAAAAUUGUUGCCAGUAACAAAAA
This is a messenger RNA of Melitaea cinxia (Glanville fritillary), 1717 nucleotides long. RefSeq lists its product as uncharacterized. The transcript has 10 exons. The record is from RefSeq and is a predicted model, not a curated record. The coding region runs from base 68 to 1711 and encodes 547 amino acids. Lineage: Eukaryota; Metazoa; Arthropoda; Insecta; Lepidoptera; Nymphalidae.